AUGAGAAAACUGAAUGGGCAGAAAUUGAAGACUCGAGUUAUUUACAAUGACGUGAAUCCUGAGUGGAAUGAAGAUUUGACUCUCUCAGUAACCGAUCCCAAACUCAAAGUCCUCUUGACGGUGUAUGAUCACGAUACAUUCACCAAAGACGACAAAAUGGGAGAUGCAGAAUUCGAGAUCAAGACGUACAUCAAUGCAUUGACUAUGCACUUGCAAGAUCUCCCGUGUGGGACCAUAGUGACUACAGUCCAGCCUAGCCGAGACAAUUGCUUAGCGGAGGGUUCUCGGAUCAUCUGGUCUGAUGGUAAGCUCAUUCAGGAUAUAGUCCUUAGACUAAAAAAUGUUGAGUGCGGUGAGGUUGAGGUUCAACUUCAAUGGAUUGAUCUUCCUGGCUCCAAGGGUCUAUGA
Eruca vesicaria subsp. sativa (arugula) is the source of this 408-nucleotide messenger RNA. Lineage: Eukaryota; Viridiplantae; Streptophyta; Magnoliopsida; Brassicales; Brassicaceae. The record is from the annotation of a GenBank genome assembly.